Dracunculus medinensis (Guinea worm) is the source of this 393-nucleotide messenger RNA. The record is from the annotation of a GenBank genome assembly. NCBI's taxonomy places the organism in Eukaryota, Metazoa, Nematoda, Chromadorea, Rhabditida, Dracunculidae.
UUGAAUUUAGAUCGAGAAUUGAAAAAUCUCGAAUUCGUAAGUCCCGGAGGAUCACUAGCAUUACCAUCUGAUUCAGCGCUCUCGAUUUGCGAAGGCAAACGUAGAUCGGUUCGCAAUAGGAAAACUAUUAUACCAUCAGCAGAAAUUAAUUUAUUGUAUCAUGAUGAAGACGGUAAUCUUGUAUUGCAAGAUGGUACUUUGAUUAAGUUAUGUGAUUGCUUACAAAAAGAAUGUUCGGGAUGCCAUUUUCCUUGCAGAAAUUGUGGCUCGCAAAUGUGCGGUCCCGAAUGUCAGAAAGGACGUCAUUUUGUCAUUGAAUCUAUUGAAUUACAUCAGUCACCGUUGCAGAUCAGAAAGCAUCCGUACGGUGAAACUGCCAAACGAAAUAUUUAA